AAAGAGGAGAAAAAAGCGGAAAAGCCACCAUUUAGUUACAAUGCGUUGAUAAUGAUGGCUAUUCGCGGAAGUCCAGAAAAGAGAUUAACUUUAAGUCAAAUCUAUGAAUUUAUUAUGAAAAACUUUCCAUAUUAUAAAGACAACAAACAAGGAUGGCAGAAUUCUAUAAGACAUAAUCUUAGUUUGAAUAAAUGUUUUCUUAAAGUUCCUCGUCAUUAUGAUGAUCCUGGAAAAGGAAACUAUUGGAUGUUGGAUCCUUGUUGUGAAGAUGUAUUUAUUGGUGGAACUACUGGAAAACUGAGGCGUAGAUCUACA
This is a messenger RNA of Lottia gigantea (owl limpet), 315 nucleotides long. RefSeq lists its product as hypothetical. Gene Ontology annotation, molecular function: sequence-specific double-stranded DNA binding; DNA-binding transcription factor activity. Lineage: Eukaryota; Metazoa; Mollusca; Gastropoda; Lottiidae. The transcript has a single exon. Gene Ontology annotation, biological process: regulation of transcription by RNA polymerase II. The record is from RefSeq and is a predicted model, not a curated record. The annotation marks the transcript as partial. Gene Ontology annotation, cellular component: nucleus.